GAUCUACCCAGGAAUGGCACAGACUGUAUUUCUUAAAAUGAAAAGUCUCCUCAGAAUACCACCAGCAGCAAAGUGAACAGCCAAAAAAAACCUAUACAAAGUAAAGCAGAUUCGAAAAACCACAAGAAAAUUCUUGUAUGAGACAACAACCAAAAAGAAAAAAGAAAAGAAAAAGGAAGGAAGAAACCCAGCAGAAUCUUUAUACAGAAGAGUAAAGAGUAGCAUGUCACUGGGCAGAGGGCAGGACAACACAGCAAACAUUUAACCAACUUUCAACACUUCUGAGACUACAGCAGCAACUAAAGCAGGUUCUGGUUUGGAUAACAGCACACAUCCUUUGCCUCUUCCAUAACGCAAUCAAGAUGGUGUUAGGCAAUUCCUCAGACUGCAAUGUUUAUACUGCAAUGGAGCCAUUUACUUAUUUCUAUUACUUGAUUUUCCUUAUUGGGUUCAUUGGUAGCUGCUUUGCCCUAUGGACUUUUACAAAGAUGAAGCAGAAUCGCAAAUGUAUGAGUGUCUACUUAAUUAACCUCCUAACAGUGGACUUUUUACUGACCCUUGCUUUGCCAGUGAAAAUCAUCAUUGAUUUAGGAAUUGCCCCCUGGAAACUGAAAAUAUUCCACUGUCAAGUCACAGCUUGCCUUAUCUACAUCAAUAUGUAUUUAUCAAUUAUUUUCUUGGGAUUUGUGAGCAUGGACCGAUGCCUUCAGUUAAUACACAGAUGCAAGAUCUACCGCAUCCAGGAGCCUGGUUUUGCCAAGAUGAUAUCAGCAGUAGUGUGGAUAAUGGUUCUCUUUAUUAUGGUGCCAAACAUGGCCAUUCCAAUCAACAACCUUAAAGAAGCACCAAAUGUGGGCUGUAUUGAUUUUAAAUCAAAAGUAGGAAGAGACUGGCAUGUGUUUACCAAUUUCAUUUGUACUGCCAUAUUUCUCAAUAUUUCAGCCAUGGUACUUAUCUCCAAUUUUCUCGUGAUCAGAUUACUCUGUCGAAACAAAUACAAUGAAAACUACGGCAGUGUAAAAAAAGCUCUGGUGAAUAUACUGUUAGUUACUGCAAGCUACAUAAUAUGCUUUGUUCCUUACCACAUUGUUCGGAUCCCAUAUACUCUGAGCCAGAGCAAAGCUAUAACCACUGACUGCUCUCUCAAACAAACCCUCUUUAAAGCAAAAGAAUCCACCCUGUUGCUUGGGGUGUCAAACCUGUGUUUUGACCCUAUUUUGUACUUUUAUCUUUCAAAAACAUUUAGACUGACAGCAACUAAAACAUUUGGAUCACGUAAAGAGAAAAAUGCUCUCCCGGAUGAACAGAAGGAGAGCCAUGAAGUACGAACACAGCACUGUGAUGUUUCAGCUGAGAAAAUUGCAGAUAUUUCCACAUGAUCAAUUCAUUAGACAUUAAAAAAAUCAUUUGUCUCCCUUUAGUUGUGCCUAGGCCUCAGAUCGUUUCUCCAGCUAGAACUAUGGUCACAAGGACACUGCAUCUUCAGACCAGAGUGCUAUGUUUGGUACCAAGUCAUACAUUCAUUGCUGUAUAAGAUUUGGUUGCAAAAUUGUCACAGAUAUUUAUAGGAUUUUCUUUUUGAAUAUGUUAAUGGAUAUAUUAAGCGACUGCCCUCCUCUCCAAUUGAUCAAUAACAUUCAGUUAGCUAGGGUGGCACAUUUCAACACUUCCUGACGUUUUUAUGAAAAGGUUGUUUUCAGGGUUUUGUCAUAUGGAGUUGUUCGGAAGUAAACAUGCCAGAUAUCUAUGAGAGCACACAUGUUGUAAGAUAUUUUUUUUUUAACCGAGAUAGAAUAUUGUGUGUUCCACUGAUGCACAACUAUUAUCACUACCACAUCACUGCAGUGUUAUUGGGAACACAAUUUGAAUGAUUAUGCAGAAAUAACCCAAGAUGACUUGCUGUUCAGGAAGGUCCCAGUUGGCUGAAGGACUAACCAGAUAAGAGGCCAACAGAUUUCCACCUUAUGGGCCCUUUAUAGACAAAUGGACAUUAUAGACAAAUACACGUAAAAAAUGCUAAUGGGUCUUAAGGAAAGAAAAAGCAACUUCUGAUCAGUACGAUUUAGAGUAGAAAAGUAGCUGAGGUGAGCAAGGAAAUAUGCUUAAAUCUUACCUGCCAACCCGCCAUUCUACUCUAAUUUGUAGUGGGAGGGAAGCCAUGUUAUUGUGUUACAUAUGCGUGUGAUGUUCAGUUAGGAAUGAAAUAAAGAUCCCAGACCUCAACACGUGCACUGAGAUAAAUUUAUUAGGUCAAACCAUUUCAAGUUUUAAUGCUCUUCCUCAGAGACAACUGACAAUCUGUUCAAAGGAUAGCUAAAACAAUCUUGUAUGUUAUCCAAUAGAGUAAUUCUUAACCUAAAUGUUUUACAACUCAGAAUACAUCAUUAUGCUAAAAAUACAUAGGUUAAUUUCAGUGCAACUUCUGAGGCUCCCUCUCUCUGUUUUAUUCCUCCCUUAGUGCUUUUCCUGAUCUCAUUCCCCAUCUAAUGUUUAUUUAAGACUUACAAAUCUAACACCUACAAAACUGCUAUUCAUAAACCAAUCAAAUAAAAUGGCAUGCAUUUGAAGCAACGGUUUUAACCUAUUCUUCAUUUGAAAUAUUGGCCAACGUGAUAUGCAGCUCUACAAGGACAGAGCUCACAAAUAGCCUAAAAAUCGGGUGAGGCUGCCUCAUAAGUGCAAUAUGCGGGGAGAGGGUGAGGAAAACACUUUUCACUCUUCUCCCAUCCUUGCAAAAGUCCUUUUUGUUGCCAGAAAUACAUCUCCAAAGGUCACACAGCCCCCACAUACAAAUUCUGCCAAUAAAAAGGCUUUUUGCAGAGAGGGAGAGAAGAGGAGCAGAAAUUGUCUCCCCACCCCCACCCUGAGCUUGAGAGGCAACCCUUACCCGCACCUUCUUUUUAGGUUACUUGCGAUGACAGAGACUUUCGCAGCUAUGCUUCAGAAAGACAGAGAAGAAAUCCAUUCAAGGAAUGGUACACUGAUAAUUGUUUCUCUCCUCAGUGGAAUUUGCAACAUCUUUCAAAAUAUACAAGAUGAAACAACUGCUUUUACACUGGAGCAUUUGAUUAGUAGUUUUCACUUGAAAAUGAAGUGGUCUCAUAUAUAUAGCAGCCUUUUUAUGUUUUCAUGAACAUAUCCCACGUUCAAGACUUAUCUAGUAUCAUUAAAGAAAGCACACAGUUUGCUUUUGAAAAUACAUGGCAUAGACCAUCCCACCAACAUAAAUGCCUAAACAGAAAACCAAUAGUGAAACCGCUACAAGAAGAUGAAAGACAGCAUCUGUACAAAAAGAAUGAUAUACUUAAGACAAUAUCAAGACUUUUUAAAGAAUUUUGAUACAACAUUUAAGUUUACACCAACUUGAGGUUUCAGUCCAGUAAACAUUAAUCUUGACUAAGAUCAACAUGUUUGGUCACAAUUAAACAAACUUUCAUUGCUUUUAGCGGGAUUUAACAAGGUUAAACCAGCAAAAGGAAGAAUCCUAAUUCAGCUAAAUUAGGUGCGAUAAAGGCUACAAUUCUAUACAUACCUAGUUUGAACUCUGUGAAACCUACUUUCAAGUAAACAUGCAUCGGACUUGACUGCAUUUGUACAAAGCUGUAUUGACUAUUUAAGAGAUAAAAUGCUUGCUUACCAGAGGUAUAGGAAAAUGUGUUGCAUAUUGCAAAUGACGAAGAAGGUUGUAGUUUGAUGGGAAGAUCAGUUCCCUCAGUUUUUCCCUCUUUGUAGACUUUUCACUGUUCAGUGAAAUCCUUCUGUCUAAUAUGGAUAUGGAGUUCAGAUUCUCACAGGACUCCCCAGGCAUUGGAGAAAAAAUCUAAGUCAUGUAAAACAAAUGUUUAGCAUUGUAAAUAGAAAUAUCAGCUGCAUUUUAUGGAAUAACCAAGCCUGUACUAUUUUUUUUUAAAAAAACCCACCAAUAUGACUUGAUCUGAACUUAAAAGAUAGUACUACUGUGUACAUUAAUGAAAUGAGGCCUGAAUGUCUUGACAUGUGCAGAGACUAAACCAUUUGUUUUCAUUUUUA
Hemicordylus capensis (graceful crag lizard) is the source of this 4029-nucleotide messenger RNA. It is a transcript of the gene GPR171, whose product is annotated as G protein-coupled receptor 171. Gene Ontology annotation, molecular function: G protein-coupled purinergic nucleotide receptor activity. The coding region runs from base 363 to 1379 and encodes 338 amino acids. Lineage: Eukaryota; Metazoa; Chordata; Lepidosauria; Squamata; Cordylidae. The record is from RefSeq and is a predicted model, not a curated record. The transcript is spliced from 3 exons. Gene Ontology annotation, cellular component: membrane. Gene Ontology annotation, biological process: G protein-coupled receptor signaling pathway.